Messenger RNA from Trichosurus vulpecula (common brushtail), 5552 nucleotides. It is a transcript of the gene CIC, whose product is annotated as capicua transcriptional repressor. Bases 58 to 4866 code for a protein of 1602 amino acids. Gene Ontology annotation, cellular component: nucleus. The record is from RefSeq and is a predicted model, not a curated record. Gene Ontology annotation, biological process: regulation of transcription by RNA polymerase II. Lineage: Eukaryota; Metazoa; Chordata; Mammalia; Diprotodontia; Phalangeridae. The transcript is spliced from 20 exons. Gene Ontology annotation, molecular function: RNA polymerase II transcription regulatory region sequence-specific DNA binding; DNA-binding transcription factor activity, RNA polymerase II-specific.
CGCCGAGAGCCAAAAGGAGGCGGCGGGUGGUGAGCGGCCCGGAGCCCGCGCGGGACCAUGUACUCGGCCCCCCGGCCGCUGCCCGCGCCCGGCGCCGCCGCCCCCCGCGGCCUCGGCAUGUUCGUGUGGACAAAUGUGGAGCCACGAUCAGUGGCCGUAUUUCCCUGGCACUCGCUUGUCCCGUUCUUGGCACCCAGCCAGCCUGACCCUUCUGUUCAGCCCAGUGAGGCCCAGCAGCCAGCCAGCCACCCUGUCUCCUCUAGCCAGAGCAAAGAGCCUGCCGAGUCAGCAGCAGUAGCCCAUGAGCAGUCCCCCAGUGGGACAGGGGGCCCAGAAUCUGGACGGCCACCUGGGGCCACCUGUCCUGAGAGCCCAGCUCCCGGGCCUCCACAGGCCCCUGGGGCCUCCGAAGGCAGCAAGGUUCCACCUCAGCAUUCUGAGGAGGAAGGCCCUGGCCCUACAGGGGAGAGUCGGCUGGACAGCGAGACAGAGAGUGACCACGAUGAUGCGUUCCUCUCUAUCAUGUCUCCGGAGAUCCAGUUGCCACUACCACCAGGAAAGCGCCGGACGCAGUCCCUCAGCGCCUUGCCCAAGGAAAGAGAUUCCUCUUCUGAGAAGGACGGGCGCAGCCCCAACAAGAGGGAGAAGGAUCACAUCCGACGCCCCAUGAACGCCUUCAUGAUAUUCAGCAAGAGACACCGGGCCCUGGUGCACCAGCGCCACCCGAACCAGGAUAACCGGACUGUCAGCAAAAUCCUGGGCGAGUGGUGGUAUGCACUGGGGCCCAAGGAGAAGCAGAAGUACCACGAUCUGGCCUUCCAGGUGAAGGAGGCCCACUUCAAGGCCCACCCAGACUGGAAAUGGUGCAACAAGGACCGGAAGAAAUCGAGCUCAGAUGCCAAGCCCGUGGCCCUGGGUCUGACAGGAGGCCCCAAGGAGAUGCGGGAGCGCAGCAUGUCAGAGACCGGCACAGCAGCUGCUCCUGGAGUCUCAUCAGAAUUACUGUCAGCAGCAGCCCAAACCCUGCUGGGCACAGAGGUCAAGACCCCUGCAUCUGGCCCUGGGACGGCAGAACGGCUCCACCCAGCAGGGCCUGGCCCCACCAGGCCGAGAGCUUUCUCCCACAGUGGUGUGCAUGGCUUAGAUGGGGGUGAAGCAGACAGCCAGGCGCUGCAGGAACUCACCCAGAUGGUGUCAGGGCCAGCUCCCUACACGGGGCCGAAGCCUCCGCCUCAGUAUGGGGGCCCAGGACCCUUUGCCACUCCCAGUGAGGGUGGAACCUUGGCAGGUGGGCGGCCCCCAAUGCUGCCAGCAAGACCAUCCCGCUCCCAGCGCACAGCUAGCGAAGACAUGACCAGUGACGAGGAGCGGAUGGUCAUUUGUGAAGAGGAGGGAGAUGAUGAUGUUAUAGCGGAUGACAGCUUUGGCACCACUGACAUCGACUUAAAGUGCAAGGAGCGGGUGACGGACAGUGACACCGAGGACAGUUCUGGGGAGGACCCAGAGGGGGCCAAGGGAUUUGGCAGGAAGUUGUUCUCACCUGUGAUCCGUUCAUCCUCUCUAUCUGCUGCCUUCACACACUGCCGCCCAGCACUGGAGUCCGAACCCCCUGGAGCCCCUGACCCUUCCGCUUUUCCCAAGGGCUAUGGCCCUGCACCCACCUCCUCCUCUUCUUCCUCCUCCUUCCAGUCGGCUCCCCGGGAGCCUGGUCGAGGUGCAGCUGGAGGGCCUCUGCGUGCCCAGCACCCGGCUGGGGGAGGCCCGCUGCCUCCUAAAGCCCGAUUUCCUCCUGUGGACCCAAAUGCCUAUCGGCGCAAGCGGCCAGAGAGCACAGCAGGGCCAGAGCCCUUCCCCGGCCCCUCAGUCAUUGCCUCGCCCCCCGGAGGAGGUGUCCUACAGGCCUUGGUGCUGCCCUCCGGGGGCAGCCUGUACCCGGCCAAGGAACCCCCAGAGCGGGACAGCAGUGUGGCCCGACUGCCAUCAGCCACAGUGUUGGUGACAGCCCCUACCUCCCUAGGGAGUGGAGGGCUCACCUAUGGAGCCCCACCGGCUCCCCCACGUCCCGCUCCAACUGUGGUGACCAAUGUGGUACGGCCAGUCAGCAGUACACCUGUGCCCAUUGCUUCUAAACCCUUCCCUGGAGUGGGACGAGGUGAGGGGUCACCAGCUGAAGGAGGCGCCAAAGGGGAGGCGGGGGCUGGUCCCCGAGCACCAGGGGGCUCCCCACUCGGUAUUGGUCUGGUCUACACUGAUAAAAAACAAGCAGCCCCUACAGCCCCGCAUCUGGUGGCAGGACCCCUUCUGGGAGUGGGCAAGGCCCCUGCUGCUGUGACUAACCUUCUCGUGGGCGCCCCAGGCUAUGGCACCUCUGCCCCUCCAGCCGUGCAGUUCAUUGCCCAAGGCCCACCUGGUGGAGGCGGGGCAGCGGCUGCAGCAGGGCCCCCCACUGGCAGUGGCCCCAACGGCCCCGUGCCCCUGGGCAUCCUGCAGCCCGCCCCUCUAGGCAAGCCUGGGGGCAUCACUCAGGUGCAGUAUAUCCUGCCCACGCUGCCCCAGCAGCUGCAAGUGGCCCCAGCCCCAGCAGCGCCUGGCCCCAAAGCCGCAGCUGUCGGGGGCUCAGGCCCUACGGCCAGCAUCCGCUUUGCCCUGCCACCAGGAACUACCACCAAUGGGAAGGUCCUGGCACCAGCCACCCCAGCCCCUGGGAUUCCCAUUCUGCAGCCAGUGCCCUCUCCUGCACCCCCGAAAGCCCAGUCGGUGUCUCCAGUGCAGGCCCAGCCCUCAGCAGGCCCCACCCAGCUGCUGCCUGGGAAGGUCCUGGUGCCCCUGGCAGCACCUAGUGUGGCAGUACGGGGUGGGGGGGCCAGCCAGCCUCUACCUUUGGUGAGCCCACCCUUCUCUGUUCCAGUGCAGAAUGGAGCCCAGCCAUCGAGCAAAAUCAUCCAGCUCACCCCAGUGCCAGUGACCACCCCUGGUAAUCUGGUACCCCCACUCAGCCCGGCCACGCUGCCCAGUCCUGCAUCCCAGUCUCAGAAGGUCAUUUUGCCCUCUUCCACCAGAAUAACUUACGUACAGUCGGCUGCUGGGCAUGCCCUUCCCCUGGGCCCCAGCCCUUCUUCCAGCCAGAGUGGAGCCCCUGGCACCCCAGCCUCUUAUGGGCCGGCCAGCUCCGUGGCGCUGGGCUUCACCACCAUCGGGCCCAGUGGCCCUGCCAUAGUCCAGCCCCUGAUCUCAGGCCAAGCCCCGCUGCUGGCCCCAGGCCAGGUUGGCGUAUCACCAGUCCCCAGUCCUCAGCUGCCACCAGCCUGUGCUGGGGGUCCUGUCAUCACAGCAUUCUACCCUGGCGGGCCAGGGGGCCCCUCAGCCAUGCCCCUCCCUCAGCCAGCCCCACCAACCCCAGCCCCUCCUGGUCUCGUCUAUACUGUGGCCACCAGCGCUGCCCCACCUGCUGCCAUCCUGCCUAAGGGCGGGGCACCUGGUCCUCCAGCCCCCACUGCCUCUCAGACCCCUACCAGUCCUUUCCCCAGUGCCACAGGCUCCGUGGCCUAUAGCUUGGUGACCCCAAAAGCCCAGCGUCCACCACCCAAGCCCCCACAGAAAGUGAAGGCGGCCAUUGCCAGCAUCCCCGUGGGCUCCUAUGAGUCUGGCGUCCCCACCCGGCCAGGCCCUGUCCCCCGGCAGGCUGCAGAGCAGGGCGCCCCCAGGGAGGUGGCCCCGGAGACAGAAGCUGAUGGUGGGCCAGCCACGCCCGCACCCCCACCUCCACCAGAUAAUUGGGCUCCACCUGGCCGAGAGAGCGCCCGCAGCAGCCCUCCCCCUGCCCCGCCAGCAGAGGAUCGGCCAGGAGUCAAGGCAUCAGAGACGGCCAGCAAGAUUCCCAGUUCCCCUGAUUGGCGGAUUCCAGCUCUGGCACUGGAGAGCCGUGGGGAGCCCCCGGCUCCGCCCAGCCCAGCUCCCGCCCCUGGGGGCAGUGAAGGGGCAAGUGGGCGGCCUCCAGGGGCUGGGGACACCCCGGAGCGGAAGGAAGCCCCCAGCAAGAAGGUCAAGGUUCGGCCCCCUCCCCUGAAGAAGACUUUUGACUCGGUGGACAACAGGGUCCUCUCUGAGGUGGACUUUGAGGAGCGCUUUGCAGAGCUGCCUGAAUUCCGGCCAGAGGAGGUGCUGCCCUCACCCACCCUGCAGUCGCUGGCCACCUCCCCCCGAGCCAUCCUGGGCUCCUACCGGAAGAAAAGAAAGAACUCAACUGACCUGGACUCAGCCCCAGAGGACCCCACCUCCCCCAAGCGCAAAAUGAGGCGUCGUUCGAGCUGCAGCUCUGAGCCCAACACGCCGAAGAGCGCCAAGUGUGAGGGCGACAUCUUCACCUUUGACCGGACUGGCACUGAGGCAGAGGAUGUGCUGGGGGAGCUGGAGUACGAGAAGGUGCCCUACUCGUCUCUGCGCCGCACCCUGGACCAGCGGCGGGCACUGGUCAUGCAGCUCUUCCAGGACCAUGGCUUCUUCCCCUCAGCCCAGGCUACGGCGGCGUUCCAGGCCCGCUACGCAGACAUCUUUCCCUCCAAAGUGUGUCUCCAGCUCAAGAUCCGAGAGGUCAGACAGAAGAUUAUGCAGGCAGCCACACCCACAGAACAGCCCCCUGGUGGGGAGGCCCCUGGACCUGGGCCUCCACCAGCUAGCGCAGGGGCUGCUCCUCCGCCCCCCUCUGAGGGCCCUGACUCGCCCCCACCUGCUCCGGACUCUUCCUCAUCCUCCGUCCCCUCAGCUGCCCCUCCCCAGCCCUCGGAGCCUGCGCCCGGUGAAUCGAGCUGGGAUGGGGCCAGCCAGCCUUCCCCUCCACCCCCUGGCCCUUCCCCAGGGGGCAGGUGAGGUGUCUGCCGGGGAGUGACAUCCCCGAGGGUCCAGAGACCCCCAUGGAGGAGACAGAUGGCCCUGAGCUGGCCCUGGGCAGGAAGCUGUGUGGGGAGGGUGGGUAGCCCUGUACAUUAAGCCUCCCUCCAGUGAAAGGAGGAAUAAGGUCCCCUCUUCCUACUGCUUCCCUCCCUGGGGACUAGGGGGAGGCAGCAGAGGGCAGAGGGGGGACUCUGGCCCCCACGGAGCCCCUGUACAUAACCUGGAGUUUGUUAUCUUGCGAAUCUUUUCACUCUACUUUAUGCAAAAUGGCUCAUGAGGGCAGGACUGAAGGAGGGAAAGAUGGGAGCCCCGCUCCCCCAUGUGAGGGGGUACUGGGGAGAUAGCCCAGAACUGAGGGUGGUGGCACCCACUUCCCUCUCUCCCCUCCCUCAAGGGGCUGGACUCAGGUUAGUUUGGAGGUAGGGGUGGAGGAUCAAGGUUGGGGGGCCUCCUGCACUUUGGCCCUGGGUCGGCGGGGGGGCAGGGCAGGGUGCACCCCUUUCCUCCUUACCUGCUCCCCCACCAGGCUGUACUUUCUAAGAAGGCAAUUUCCCUGUCCCCCCACCCCCACCCCUGGAACAAUACAUGUUGAUCAUGUGCAAUAUUUCUUACUGUGCCGAGAAGCCUCGAAGACCGAGAUUAAAGCUGUUUUAACACACGUG